AUGUGCAAAGUCACUCUAACUGCAGGUCUCUUUUUGAUCAUCACCAGCUUGGCCUCUUCCUCCAGGCUGGUGUGUUACUAUAACAGCGAGGCUGAAAAUAGAGCGGACUACGGGAAGUUCACAAUUUCAGAUAUUGAUCCGAACAAGUGUACCCAUCUGAUCUAUGCUUUUGCCGACAUCGACAACCAAAAUGAACUGGUCCCAAGCAGUGCGACUGACAUACAACGCUAUCAGUCCUUUAAUGGACUCAAAACCAGAAAUCCAGCGCUCAAAACCCUGUUGGCAGUUGGUGGCUUGACCUUUGACACACAAAAAUUUACUGCAAUGGUGGCCACAACACAAAACAGAGAAACGUUCAUCCAGUCUGCUAUUAAACUACUGAGAGAAAGUGGGUUUGAUGGCCUAAACCUUGACUGGAGGAACCCUGGAGAAGCUGGAAGCCCAUCACAGGACAAGCAGAGUUUCACAAUGCUUUGCAAGGAGCUCAAGGAAGCAUUUGUGUCUGAAGGGAAAGCAGCCAACCGUGACAGCUUAAUCGUCGCUGCUAGUGUCUCUGCUGAGAAAGCAACCAUCGAUGCCAGUUAUCAAGUCCCACAGAUUGCCAUGCACCUGGAUUUCAUUAAUGUGUUGACAUUUGAUUUUCACGGCCCCUGGGAAAGUGUCACAGGACAUCACAGCCCCUUAUACAACGGAUCCCACGACACAGGAAACAAAACUUACUCUAACACUGACUAUGCUAUGCGGUAUUGGCGAGACCAGGGAGCACCAGCACAAAAGCUAAACUUGGGGUUAGCGGCAUACGGGAGAGCUUUUGACCUCUCCACUGCCUCCAGUGAUGUUGGAGCACCAGCGAAUGGUCCUGGUGAAGAAGGAUGUUACACUGGGGAAGAGGGAUUCUGGGCUGCUUAUGAGACUUGCCUUUAUCUUGAUGGAGUUACAACCGAGCUGAUACCUGAUCAGAAAGUUCCAUAUGCCACCACAGAAAAUCAGUGGGUUGGAUUUGACAAUGAAGACAGCCUCGAUAUUAAGGUCAGUUACCUAAAGAUGAACAACUUUGGAGGAGCAUUUCUUUGGUCUCUCGACCUGGAUGAUAUGAAUGGAGAGUUCUGCAGAAUGGGCAGCAAUCCCCUCAUCAGCCAUCUGUAUAAUCUCCUGGUUCCAGACCACCCCACAUACACCCACAACAAUGCCGAAGACCUCAACAACUCUCCCUACUAUGAACAAAACAAUGCAGACAACCACAAGAAAUGUCCCUACAAUCAUAAGAAAUGUCCCUACAACCACAACUCUCCCUACCACAACCACAACAAUGCCAACGACACCAACAACUGUCGAUACAACUACAACAAUGACAUUGCCUACGACCACAAUUCUACCUACCACACCAAUGCCGACCACCACUACUCUACCUACCACAACCACAACAAUGCCUACGAGUACAAAUCCCUCUGCCACAACCACAUCAAUGCCUACGACCACAAUUCUACCUACCACGACCACAACAAUGCCUAUGACCACAACUCCAUCUACUACAACCACAUCAAUAGCAUUGCCUACGAGCACAAUUCUACCUACCACAACAAUGCCGACCACCACAACUCUACCUACCACAACCACAGCAUUGCCUACGACCACAAUUCUACCUGCCACAACCACAACAAUGCCUACGACCACAACUCUACCUUCAACAACCACAGCAUUGCCUACGACCACAAUUCUACCUACCACAACCACAACAAUGCCGACCACCACAACUCUACAUACCACAACCACAACAAUGCCUACGACCACAACUCCAACUACCACAACCAAAUCAAUGCCUACGACCACAACUCUACCUACCACAACCACAAUAAUAGCAUUGCCUACGAGCACAAUUCUACCUACCACAACAAUGCCGACCACCACAACUCUACCUACCACAACCACAGCAUUGCCUACGACCACAAUUCUACCUGCCACAACCACAACAAUGCCUACGACCACAAUUCUACCUUCAACAACCACAGCAUUGCCUACGACCACAAUUCUACCUACCACAACCACAACAAUGCCGACCACCACAACUCUACAUACCACAACCACAACAAUGCCUACGACCACAACUCCAACUACCACAACCAAAUCAAUGCCUACGACCACAACUCUACCUACCACAACCACAAUAAUGUCGAGAAGGAUGAGGAUGCUGAGGUGUCCAGAGUCAGAGGCGAGAAGGAGAUCGUUGGUGAUUUUGAGAAGGGCUGUUUCUGUGCUGUGUUGUGA
Trematomus bernacchii (emerald rockcod) is the source of this 2265-nucleotide messenger RNA. Its product is annotated as acidic mammalian chitinase-like. The record is from RefSeq and is a predicted model, not a curated record. Lineage: Eukaryota; Metazoa; Chordata; Actinopteri; Perciformes; Nototheniidae. Gene Ontology annotation, cellular component: extracellular region. The transcript has 15 exons. Bases 1 to 2265 code for a protein of 754 amino acids. Gene Ontology annotation, molecular function: chitin binding; chitinase activity. Gene Ontology annotation, biological process: carbohydrate metabolic process; chitin catabolic process.